Dovyalis caffra is the source of this 1512-nucleotide messenger RNA. Lineage: Eukaryota; Viridiplantae; Streptophyta; Magnoliopsida; Malpighiales; Salicaceae. The record is from the annotation of a GenBank genome assembly.
AUGGCCCAUCGAGCCAGGCGGCCUAUUGAGCAGUUUAGAUCACUCUGGCAAGCUUCUUUGGAUGCUACCAAGAAAGAACUUUUCGUGGUUAUAGCUCUCUCAUGGAAUGUGGAAGACUUGAUGCCACCAACUGAGAGGUUCAUUUUUAAUUUCAAUUCUAAGGAAGAGCUAAAGAACUGGCAUCUUUAUUCUGAUUCUGAGUAUGGAGGUUUGUCCUCAGCUUCGUUGGAGAUCACGGAUGAGGGAAAUGGACUAAGAGGAGUUUUCUCUGGUAACCUGUCAUUGGAUGUUGCUGAGGGUGCAAAGUGGAAUAUUAGUCGGAGUGGUUUCUGUGGAAUGCGGUCCAAGAAGUUUGAUGGUUUCAUUGAUCUAGAUGCAUAUGAUACAAUAGCUCUAAAGCUUAAAGGUGAUGGAAGAAGCUACAUAUCCACUAUUUAUACUGAGAAUUGGGUGAAUUCACCCGGACAAAUGGAAGAUAAUUCAUGGCAAUCCUUUGUUUUUGUACCCAAAGACAACUGGUAUAUUGCAAAGAUACCUCUGGCCCGAUAUUUGCCGACAUGGAGAGGAAAUGUUAUAGAUGCAAGCAUGGAAAUGAAUCCAUCUCGCAUUCUCAGCAUGUCACUAUCUGUCAAUGCAGAAGGUGGGAUCCCUGGUGCUAGAUCUGGACCAGACGAGAUUAUUUUCAACUCCAACGCCCGCAGAAUCCAUUUUUUUGUUGCCACGAAGAUGCCAAACGACAUCCGUUCCAAAUUUGAACAUAAUGUAUUCUCAAGAAUGGCAAAUGGAGGAGAAGAGAAAGGGAAAAGCAAUGACUUUUAUCAAGUUUUGGGGUUGAAUAAGGAAUGCACGGAUACAGAGCUCAGGAAUGCUUAUAAGAAACUUGCGCUGGGCAAUGAAAUCGAUUUCUGGCUUGAUCGAUGUUCAGCUUCGGGAAAUUCUAAGUUCGUUGAAGAAGCCAAAAAGAAGUUUCAGGCAAUUCAAGAGGCCUAUUCUGUUCUUUCUGACACCAACAAGAGGUUUCUUUACGACGUAGGUGUUUCUGACAGUGAUGACGACGAAAAUGGAAUGGGUGAUUUUCUGAAUGAAAUGGCUGUUAUGAUGAGCCAAACAAAGCCUAGCGAAAAAGUGGAGGAGAGCUUUGAGGAAUUGCAAGAAUUAUUUGACCAAAUGUUCCAAGAGGAUCUGGGUUCGUUUGGGAUUGGCUGUCAGGCUGCUACUACAUGUCCUACUUCUUAUGUGUCAUAUAGCGAUACUUCCAACUCAAAUAACAAACGUGUUUCUGUUGAUGUGAACUUGGGGAAGACUAAGGUGGAUGAUUCUUCUGGCUUCAACUCUCACUUUGAGAAUUUCUGUCUGGGUGUGGAACACCAGCAACCUUUCAAGAAGGGGAAGGGAGCAAGAGGAGGAGGAAUUCAAGGAGGAGCCGGCGGUAGACAGAGGCAAGGCAGGAAACAAAAAGUUACAUCUGGCUAUGAUGUCUCCUCUCAGGACUAUGGUAUUUCUGCUUCAUGA